Messenger RNA from Penicillium daleae, 651 nucleotides. RefSeq names its product RraA family protein. The coding region runs from base 1 to 651 and encodes 216 amino acids. NCBI's taxonomy places the organism in Eukaryota, Fungi, Ascomycota, Eurotiomycetes, Eurotiales, Aspergillaceae. The transcript is spliced from 3 exons. The record is from RefSeq and is a predicted model, not a curated record.
AUGAGCAACAUCUCCCAAACCCUCCAGGGUCUAAAGCGCUUCACUACCUGUGACAUCGGCGAUGCCCUAGUCAAGCUCAAACAGCCCUAUGGCGGCUUCCUAGACGGCCUGAAGAUGUACUCUCCCGGUGGCGGGAGCAUCUAUGGCCCAGCAAUCACAGUGAAAAUGGUCGAGACCAAUAGUCCCGGCCCGACACCGGCGAUGCAUUUCGCUGACGCGAAUAAGGAGGGCCAUAUUAUGUACAUUCAGCAACCGAAGGGGAUGUACUCGGCGUGCUGGGGUGGUCUGAUGUCGACUCGGGCGCAAAAAUUAGGGAGCUUGGGGACGAUGAUUGAUGGGCGGAUGAGGGAUACGAGCGAGCAUGUUGAGAUGGGGUAUCCUGUCUUUGCGCGGGAUACUUCGGUUCUUGGAUCAAACACUUUCACUCGUGCCUCGGAGAUUAAUGUCCCUGUGCAAUUUAAAGGUGAUCUUUGGGUACAUCCGGGGGAUAUUCUCGUAGGUGAUGAGAAUGGAGCUGUCGUGGUCCCGCCGUCCUUGCUGGAGCAGGUAAUUGAAUUGUGCCAGGAGCGCUUUGAGAUUGAUGAAAAGACCAUGCAGGCUUUGCGGGCAGGUGAGGCUAUGGGUCCUACAAUUAAAAGACUGCGCAAAUAG